This is a messenger RNA of Schistosoma spindalis, 6104 nucleotides long. Lineage: Eukaryota; Metazoa; Platyhelminthes; Trematoda; Strigeidida; Schistosomatidae. The record is from the annotation of a GenBank genome assembly.
UUUGAUUCUUUUCUAGGUAAUUUCUAUCAAUUUAUUAUUACUGAUUAUGACAAAAAAUAUUUUAUAAAUGGAUUAUUAAUUUACAAAUUAAAAACAAAAUACACUAAUGUUGUCCUUAUCAAAUACACAUAGGUAAUCCAUAUUAAAUGUCAAUGAAUGGAAUUAAAUUUAAUUCAGAUCAAAAUGAUGAUAAUCAGUAUAAUAAUAAUAAUGACAUAGAACUAUUGAACAAUCAUAUUACAUUAUUUCCUACUACCAAUAAUAUUAAUAAUACUAAUUUAUUAAAUUUUGAACAUAUUUCUGAUAAUAUCAAUAAAGUUAAUGUAGGAUCAUUUUUAAAACAAUUACAAUGUGUUAUUGGAGAAUUAGUUGAAUCAGAAUCAGUUUAUUUAAAAAGUUUAUGUGAUAUUGAAGAGGGUUACUUAUUACGUUUAAAAACAAAUCCAAGUGUAGAUCAACAAUUUCUCGAUGUCGUCUUUCAUAAAAUUUCGGAUUUACGAGUUUUUCACGCACAACUUCAUUCUGAUCUCUAUUUGAAUCGUGAGAAUUUUAUUCAACUUGGACGAGUAUUUCUAGUUAAUGCAAAACGUUUCGAAGAGCUCUAUGUGGAUUUCUGUCUUAAUUAUCCAAAAACUAUUCGUUUGCUUGAAGAAGCCCAAAAAUCUCGUACAGAUAUUUGGAUAUGUCUUAACAAUUGUCAGUCAGAAUUACAACAUCAACUUCCUCUUGCCACAUAUCUUCUCAAACCAGUACAACGUAUACUCAAAUAUCAAUUAUUUUUACAGGAAUGUGUCAAACAUUUAAGUCAAAUAACAACAGAACUAUUAAAUUCGAAAUCAUCAGUACCAGGUAGAGAUUUAUCGAUUAGUAACACUGCAGGUCUUUCAGAAUGUAACAAUAAUCAGAAUAAUGAUGUAUUGUUGGAGUUUUUCAAUCAUUCUAUUUGCGCAUUAAGACAAGCAUUGGAAUGUAUGAUUCAAGUCGCAGAUCAUAUCAAUGAACGUAAACGUUAUCGUGAAUUAUUAGAUCAACUUCGGAUUACCCGAUUAGAUGUAGAUAAUUGGGGUGAUCUUGUAUUACAUGAUCAUUUUCGUAUACCGGGUAAAAAAGACCUACGUCUUGUUCUCUUGUUUCAGUGUGCACUUAUCCUAUGUAAAUAUACACCGCCUAUAUCUUCAUCCGGUAUCAGUUUGUCAACUUCCCAGUCUAUAACUAUCAAUGAUUAUUGGAGCAAUACAGCUAAUGUAAUGGCAACUAAAACAAUGAAAUCACGCGGUGCAUCAGAUAGGAUAUUAGGAAAUUCUAGUCACAUGGUUUCAAAUGUUAGAUCGAUCGAAAUACGUGAAGUGAUUAGUUGUGCUAAUUUAAUGCUAGUUGAAUGUAUCGACAAAGAUCCAUUAGCAUUUCAUAUAUUACCAUUUGAUAAUCCUAAAGCACAACGUACUCUACAAGCAACCAAUUUAGAAAUUAAACGUUUAUGGUGUCGUGAAAUAAAACGUUUAAUAUUAGAAAAUUAUGAUGCUGCUAUUCCGGAAAGAGCGAAACAAAUUGUACUUAAUAUGGAGGAUUUAACUUAUGGUCCACCUAUUAAAGAUGUAUCUGAUCUACCUAUGAGUUUAUGUAAUUUACAACAAGUUGGAAAAAAUGAUUUCGAAGAAGACUGCUUAAAUCAAAAUUGUUCAAAUGAUCGAGUACAUCGUAAGAGUGAUACAGCUCUUCCAGGUCUUCGAAGCUUUCUUAAUCGGCAAACAAACAAACACUCAAUUUAUUCAAAUUCAAUUCACACACCUAAUCUAUCGUUGAAUAAUAAUAUCAAUGAAUGUAGAAUACCUUUAUUAGAAAAUGGUUGUAUGUUGAAUGGCAAGAAAAACGUUAUCAGUGAUAAAGUCUUACCAUCUGAUGAGGAUAUUAAUAAUUCAACUGAUAGACAUCUUGAUUCAUUACUACAUGAAGCCUGGGAGGAAAUAUGGGCUAAACAUCAGCAUUCACCAGUUAAAACAACUUUUGCAAAUGGUCAGUCAGAUUCUUUGGAAAACGGUAAUCUUCAUCAUUAUCAUCAGGAUAAUUGUAAAUUGGACACAGAGGAUGUUUGUUCAUCUCCUUCAGCAGUAACAACAAAAGCAAAUAAUGAUGCAGACUUCCGGUGUAUUGCUGUAGAAAUUAAUGAAGAGAAAUUCGGUCUUUUAUCACCUGUCAUUGUACCAACGUGUACUGUUAAUGAAAAUAAAAAAUACUCAGUAUCUUCCCUAUCUAAAUUAAAUACAGAUUCUUUAAAUUGUGUAAAUAAUUCAGAUAACUUGAAAUUUUCUAUUCCCACUUCAUCAUCUCCCUCUUCACAACAUUUAUUACAUUAUUCUUCAUCACCUAAUUUUUCAUUCUGUCAACGAUCACCACCAACAUUAUUAUCUGAUAAAUCUGUAAAUAAUCAUAAUCGUACAACUUCCGUUUAUAUUGACUGUCCAAAUACAUCAUAUUAUGAUGUAAUCACAUUUGGUCGAACUUAUGAACAAUAUAUUGCUAAAGCUCGAGCAAUGGUAGCUUUAUCUCCAAAAGAUUUAGAUGAAAUAUUCAGUCCAUUACGAGAAUUACCAUUUACUAAUCGUGAACAUCAAUUAUCACACUCUUCACUUCAUUAUCCUAAUCAAGAUGAUAUAUUAUCUUCUAAUGUUAUCAAUGUAACAACAACUCAUUGUUCAACUGUCCCAUUAAUAUUAAACACAAAUGUUAAUUCAAUGAAACAAUUAUCUGAUAUUAAUUCGACAACGAUGAUCAAGAAUCGAAAUUGUUUAACUUCUGAAUUAAAAUUAUCUUUAACUAAUCUUACAUCUUCUAUAGAAGAAAAUAAUAGUAAUGAUAAGAGUAAUGAUUAUUGUUCUUCGUCUGGUGCUAGUUCUCCACGACAUUUAGUUAGUUGUAUUGCUGUAACACAUAAUCGAAAUGGACUCAAUAGUAAUUUAGUAACAAAAAAUAUAACUGUGCUACCGAGUAACACCACUGAUACCCCAGCCAUAAAAAUUGACAGUCGCGUAUCAGCUGCAAGAUCGAAUUCACUAUCAUCAGGAUUCCGAACAAGUGAAUUGAGAAAUAAUGUUGAUCCAGUCGAUAAUUUUGAUCGUGGACGAAGACGUUCAAAUCUUGAUUCAAUUGAUAGAACUCUAAAUCGUCAAAAUUCUCAUAUUCAUAUCAGUAUUAGAUCUCCUUUAGGUUCACCAAAAAGAUCUCAAUCACAUGUAUUUGUAUCAAAUGGUCGGUUAAAUAAAUCUGGUGUUUCUAAACCACCUAGAUUUGUAAGCUAUAAGAGUCCACUGGAAUCUGUUGGGAAAUCACUUAAAGCUAACCAUAAUCAACCAAUGGACCAUGAUAAGCAAUCGACACGAAACAUGACAAACAAUAUUUCAUCUUCCUCUUUGUUGUGUAAUAAUUUAUCAAAAGAAGUUAAUAGUGAUGAUGUAUUGAAUAAACGAGGACGUCGAAAGUCGCGUGCACCUGCUCCACCAACCAAAUUAGUGGAGAAUACUGCUGUUACUACUAUUAGCACUACUGUUACUACUACCAAUACUACCACUACUACUACGAUUAAAGCUCCAUUAGCAGUUUCCGAAUGUAGCAAAGAGUUUGAGGAUAAUGACGAUGAUGAAUGUUUAGAAUCUAUCUGUCAAGGUCGUGCACGUGCUGUAACAACAUCUUUGUCAGCAACAUCUGUAAAAUCAAAUAUUCCUUGUUUAACAACUUCGCAACAUAUUGUCUCUACUUCAUUUCGCAAUACAAUUAAUAAUGUAAAUGGAAGUAAUACAGAGAAACCAGUCAAGCCACCACGAAGACUUAAUAAUAAUACAUCCUCUUCCACUGAAGCUCUGCAUAAAUCUGAAAAGAGUAUAUGUAGUCGAUAUUAUUCUCCAACUUUAAAAAGUUUUCAUAAUCCUUCAACCUCACAACACAAGUUUCCUCAUGAUAUCCCUUCUCAACAUCGGGGUAUUGUUAAAAAUAUGAUAAGUAAAUUUCAGCAGCCUUAAAAUCUAGAUUUUUGUUCCUCUCAAUUGAUCUGCUUUCUAUCUUGUCAUUUAUAAUUUUUAACUGUAAGAAUCCAUCGCUUCUUGCUAACUGCCUAACUGAUUCUAUCCUUACCGGUUUCUACAGAUUCUUUUUUAUAUAAUUUGAAAACUACUUUUAUUCAUUUAGGGAAACACUACUUAUAAUGAAUAAGUAGUUAAAAUUAUUUAGUGAAAUUAAUGUACUGUUUGUUUUUACAUAUUCAUUUUCGUCGUAAAAAACAUACUAAUUUGCUUUUGUCAAUAAUUUUCUGCUUAUUUUGAUGAAUAACGAAGAGAGAGAUUUUUGUCUCCUUUUCAAACGGAUACAUAUUUAUUAUCUACUGGUUAAUGAUAUUUACUUUUUCUUUCGUGUUUAUAAGUAUUUUGUUAUGAAUUUAUUGUUUCUUUUCAAAUAGUUAUUUGUAAUUUGUGUUUUCCAUUAUAUUUAUUCAGUUUCAUUUUCCUUUCUGUCCAUUUAUUGUUCAGUUUAUGAAUCGAUUUUUUUUGUUUCUUUAGGGGUGGGCUAAGAGAGUUGGUUGUCGUAAUUGUUCUGUUUAUUGUUUAUCUAUGUUCCUUUUUUCGUUUCUACGUUGUUUUGUUUCUUUUGAAGUCACAGUUUAGGAUUUUCACUAUUUUUUUUCCGAAUGACUUCUGGAAGAGUUCAUGAUAUGUUUCCAUAUAGGAUUUAAGAGAAGUUUUGCUUAUCCAUGUGAUAUUUUAUUUGUUGAUGUAGUCAUAAUAUGUUUUGAGAAUAAAAUGUUCCUGGACUGAUUGAUAAGAUCAUCAUCAUCACCAUCAUGAUCAUUAUGUCACUUGCAAAUAAAAAAAUAGGAUUAUACCGUUUCAUUUACUUUCGUUAAUUUACGAAAGAUUUCUUAUACUCUAAUGCUUUUCUUUUCAAUAUUUAAUAAAGAGUAUUUGUUAGCUUAUUAUAAAAAGUAUUCAUAUUAUUGUAUCUGGGAAAAUAUUUCAAUUUAUAUUAGUUAUAGUAAUGAGUACAUGAGUAUGAAUGUGGUGAAUGAUCAUUAUUCAGUGUUGCAAAACAUUUGAUUUUUGCUUUUCAUUAUGAAUGUAACAUGAAACUUUAGAUACUCUAUUCUAUUAUUGCUGAGUCAAUGAAAAACAAUGUAACUGCGAGCCAGAUAAUUAAGUGUUAAUAUAUGUGACUGACACUGGAUAUAAGUUAGAAUCACAUGGAAAACUUCAGUCCUAUCCUUGAUAUGGUGAUAUCUUAAUCAGCAAUUUCGAAUCGCAUGAAACCUAGAUUAGAAGUUUCCAAUUAAUUUCUUCAAUUCACCUAGCAAAAAAAGAAUUUGUCUAUACUCUUAUACUUCUGAAAAUCUAAGGAACAUAUCAUCUAAAUAAAGAUGAAUGAAAAUGGUCUUGGACUCUAGGAAGAAAAUGAAAGCUCAGUUUUCAUUUAAAGUAAAACUGAUUGAUAAGGACUAUUUAAUCGUUCUUGUGUGGAGAUAAAGAUCUUUGUAGAAGAAUUCAAUGCCCUGGUAUGGCCAAGAGUGGGGAAAGCCAGAUCUCCUCCUACAAAUGCUCUCACAUGGCCACACGUAUACAGCCACUCUAAGGGAGGUCAUACUCACUGCCUGCUUGCAACACUACUAUUGUUUACGAAAUCGAGAGGACGAAAAGCGGAUGUCCAGCGCUUUAACCGGGUUGAUGGAUACGGAGGAGUUAGAAAACCGUGAUUUCAAGCCAACGGUAUACAUGGGCUCCAGUAUCCUGAAGGGACAAUUGGUGUAUGAACCAAUCGUUGAUCACCUCUACCAUGGGACUUCAUCUCCUUACAUUGCUCCACUACCUUAUGGAUCAAACCUUUAGGUGGAACACUUCGGGUGUGGCCCCCUAAGGAAACCAACUGCUUCGGUUUGUGCACCCGGAGAGUAUUCUAUCCCUCUAACAAGUCUAGUGAUUUGUGUGGCACAUAUCUAUUUGUUGCCUCCUUUUACCAAUGUUUAUGUUUAAAUAAACAAUCAACAUGGUAUAAUUGAAUGUCACAGCAUUUUCAAAUUAAACUGUUGAUACUUUAACACGAAGUCUGUCAAUAAAUAAUCUACAACU